This is a messenger RNA of Mauremys mutica (yellowpond turtle), 1070 nucleotides long. It is a transcript of the gene TEX38, whose product is annotated as testis expressed 38. Lineage: Eukaryota; Metazoa; Chordata; Testudines; Geoemydidae. The transcript has 2 exons. Bases 146 to 673 code for a protein of 175 amino acids. The record is from RefSeq and is a predicted model, not a curated record.
UACACCAAAGGCACCAGCUGUAAUCUCAGUGUGUUUGUGCCUUCAAAAUCCCUCCUUUCCUCGCUGCUCCAGAGCAGGGAUGGGAACCCACACAGACCUGUGAUUAUUACCCACACCUCUUCAAAGAGCAUGUUGUAGGUAAACAAUGAUUAUCCCCAGCAGUUGGCUGCCUCUCUACUUUGCAAGCCUAGGGCUAUGUUACAUCUUGACCUUCAGUAGCAUGUUUUUCUUUCACUGGAAGAAAGUCGUCCAGCGGGAGCAACAUGCAAAAGCGUGGGUUGAGCUGAUGAGGAGCGAAACAUUCUUCCCCAAUGCAGUAGUUCACUGGGCUAACAAGAGAGCUCAUUAUGGGAUUAAAGCAGAGGUAUGCACUCCUGAGUCCAGUGCCAGCCCAAAGCAAAAUGGCAAAAGCUUUGACAGGGAGAACACCACAGGCAGGGAUGGAGCUUUCUUCCCUUCCCUCACAGGUGUGAGUUCAUACAAACUGGUGUUUCAGGAGCUGCCAUGGGCUUAUUCACUCUCCAGCCUGCCACCGCUGCUCCAUCAUUCAACCUCUUAUCCUUUUUCAGCCAUUCCAUCAAGGACUGUUCCAUUCAGCUCUCUUCCUGACUUUGUUACAUUAGGAAAUGUGAGAUGCCACCUCAGUAAUGGCAACUCUGCUUGUGAGAUAUAACUCAUGACAGACCCACAGUGGACUGCAUCAUUUGGGAUGGAAACCAAAAUAAAACAGAGAAAACUUUUUAAAGUCAAAUAAAACAAGCUACUGUCACCAGAAUACUUUCAAAAGGUACCUUAAAUGGGUUUUCCUUGUUACUCACAAGACACGUAGGGGCUGCAGUAGAGAUACUUCCCCCUUUGAGGGAAUUAAACCUGAACAACCCCUAUUUCAACUUCUAUAUGUACAUCUCCAGUUAGGAUUAAACCGGCUAUUUGAUUCCUCAUGAAAUCUCCACAAAAGCCAUUUGCCCAGCUUCGCAGUUUGCUUUGCAUCUUCACAUCAUUCUGACUAGUAUAGAAUGCACCUUCUCUUAUUUUCAUGUCCAAACCCCUGAUCAAAACACUAUCAAAAU